This is a messenger RNA of Ambispora gerdemannii, 624 nucleotides long. NCBI's taxonomy places the organism in Eukaryota, Fungi, Glomeromycota, Glomeromycetes, Archaeosporales, Ambisporaceae. The record is from the annotation of a GenBank genome assembly.
AUGCACUUGCUUGCUUCCCCUCCUAUUUUUCCUAUCCGUGUUAAAUUCCUUACAGGUUCCAUAUACAAAGCAAAUGUGACUGUACAUACUACUGGAGAAUUAUUGUUAAAGUCCCUUCAAGUUUGUGUGGAGAAGGAAAACUACUGCAAAUAUCAUCUUACGUAUAAUGACAAAGAGAUACAGAGUGCAGACACACUUGAAAAGCUGGGAAUCAAGGAAGGAGACUUGAUAGAAACAAUAAUUACAUCGGCACCAGCACAGAUUGUAUCAACACCAGCACAGAUUGUAACACCGAUAUUACCAGUACAGAAUGGAACAGCACCCCGAUCUUUAACAGGUCAAAUCUAUGUGAAAACACUUACUGGAAAAAUCAUAAAGCUGCAAGUAGACGGGAGUGAAACCAUCAACGCUCUUAAACAAAAAAUCCAAGAUAAAGAAGGCAUUCCCCCUGACCAACAACGUCUUACCUUUGGAGGCAGACAAUUGAAAGACGCACGCACCAUAGCAGAUUACUACAUCAAAAACAAGUCCAUCGUGCAUCUUGCCCUCAGCAUACGUGCACUAUCACCAGUACAGAAUGGAGCAGCAUCAACUAUAACAAGGUCUUUACCAGGUCAAAUCUAU